GUCAGUAUAAGCUCUUGAACGCUGCAUCGUUGUGGUAGCGAAGACGUGAGCGGACAAAAGGCGAGCUGGGAAAUUCACAAACGUGAUGAAUUAAUCAGCGAGAAUGUCUCGUUUUCCCCAAACCGCUAUCUCUCCGUUUUAGACACGAAUCUGUCUCGCGAUCCGCUGGAGGACUUUGAUGGAGAGACUCGGAAAGAGGCGACGGAAAAGCGUCAAGGCGGAAAAAUCCAUCCGAAGACGAAUAAACGGCUGAAAAGAGAGAAGAGUCAAGAGAGAGGGAAGAAACUGGGAAGAGGGGAGGGAUAGAAAACGCCCUAUUCAACACCCCUCUCCCAAAAACACCCCAUUAAACCCCAGAGUUUGUUGGCGAUCAGAGGAAAGAGACAUGAAGCGACUUCGGGUCCUGACCGACUUCGGGUCCUGACCGACUUCGGGUCCUGACCGACUUCGGGUCCUGACCGACUUCGGGUCCUGACCGACGUCUCCAACUUAAUUGGAGGAACAUUUCCGGUUGGAUUAAUCCACAUUUCCCUGCUGGUGGGAGAUCCUACAAACCCUACAGGCCAAAGAGGAGUUCCAUUUGUUGUCUUUAUGGUUUUAAUGCAACGCUCUCGCGCAGGAAUCUGAUCUUCCGAGCAUUGUCCAAUCUAAGGAUCUGAUCUGAUGAUGUCUUUGGGAGCCGAAAGCAGGAUGGAGAAGCGGCUGAAGAAACUGGAGGCCAUGAUCAGGGACCCGCGCUCUGCCGUCAACCUGGAAAGUUUACUGGAUGCCAUGAACGCCAUGGUGUUGGAUCUGAACUUUCCUUCCUUACGCAAAAACAAGAACAUCGAAACCUUCUUGAACAGAUAUGAAGCAGUCAUGGGUGAGAUCAGAGAUCUGCAGAUGAAGCCGGAGGAUUUCGACAAGGUGAAGGUGAUCGGCAAAGGAGCGUUUGGUGAAGUGCAUCUGGUGAGACACAAGGCGUCUCAGAAAGUUUACGCCAUGAAGUUGCUGAGUAAAUUUGAGAUGAUCAAGCGCUCGGACUCUGCGUUCUUCUGGGAAGAAAGAGACAUCAUGGCGUUUGCAAACAGCCCCUGGGUUGUACAGCUGUGCUGUGCGUUCCAGGAUGAAAGGUUCCUCUACAUGGCGAUGGAGUACAUGCCGGGCGGUGACCUGGUCAACCUCACCAGUACGUACGACGUUCCAGAGAAGUGGGCCAAGUUCUACACAGCAGAGGUGGUCAUGGCUCUGGAUGCCAUCCACUCCAUGGGCUUCAUUCACCGAGACGUGAAGCCCGACAACAUGCUGCUGGACCACAACGGCCACCUCAAACUCGCCGACUUCGGCACCUGCAUGAAGAUGGACUUGACAGGCAUGGUGCACUGUGACACGGCGGUGGGCACGCCCGACUACAUCUCCCCCGAGGUGCUGAAGUCACAGGGAGGAGACGGGUACUACGGGCGCGAGUGCGACUGGUGGUCUGUUGGAGUUUUUAUUUUUGAGAUGCUUGUAGGUGACACCCCGUUCUAUGCCGACUCCCUGGUGGGGACCUACAGUAAAAUCAUGGACCAUAAAAACUCACUAAACUUCCCUGAUGAUGUCGAAAUCUCGAAGGAGGCAAAAAACAUCAUCUGUUCAUUCCUGACUGACAGGGAGGUGCGUUUAGGACGGAAUGGUGUGGAAGAGAUUAAGAGACACCCGUUCUUUAAAAACGACCAGUGGACCUUUAACACCAUCAGAGACACCGUGGCCCCCGUCGUCCCCGAGCUGAGCAGCGAUAUUGAUACGAGUAACUUUGAUGACAUCGAGGACGAUAAGGGCGACGUGGAGACGUUUCCCACUCCUAAAGCCUUCGUAGGGAAUCAGCUGCCCUUUGUGGGUUUCACGUACUUUAAAGAAGACCAGUUGUUAAAUGUGUUCAACGGUUCAUCAGAACGCCCUGCUUCUAUUAAAGAAGAGGACAGUGUUUUGCUUCAGAAGAAGCUUCACUCUUUAGAGGAGCAGCUGAAUAACGAGAUGCAGGCCAAAGAUGAGCUCGAGCACAGGUACAGGACGAGCAGUGCACGACUCGACAAGAUCACCAAAGAGCUCGAGGAAGAGAUAAGCAGUAGGAAAUCUCUGGAGUCGUCCUUCAGACAGCUGGAAAGAGAAAAAGCUCUGCUUCAGCACAAAAGCGUUGAGAGCCACAGGAAGGCAGAGAGCGAGGCAGAUCGUAAACGCUGCCUCGAAAAUGAAGUGAACAGUCUGAGGGAUCAGCUGGAGGAGAUGAAGAAGAGAAAUCAAAACUCCCACAUUUCCAACGAGAAGAACAUCCACCUGCAGAGACAACUGGACGAAGCCAACGCGUUGUUGAGGGCGGAGUCAGAAGCGGCAGCUCGUCUGCGCAAGUCACAGGUGGAGGGCAAUAAACAGGUGCAGCAGCUGGAGACACACAUGCGAGAGCUGCAGGAUAAAUGCUGCCUGCUGGAGAGCAGCAAACUGACGCUCGAGAAAGACUUCAUCAGCCUGCAGGCGGCACUCGACACCGAGAAGAGAGAACACACACAGCGCUCCGAGAUCAUCUCUGACCUGCAGGCUCGUCUCUCAGGUCUGGAGGACGAGGUGAAGCAGCUGAGGCAGGCUCUGUCUAAAGCUGAGUGUGAGAAGAGAGAGCUGCAGGAGAAACUCACUGAUUUGGAGAAGGAGAAGAGCAAUAAGGAGAUUGAUAUGACGUACAAGCUGAAGGUCCUGCAGCAGAGUCUGGAGCAGGAGGAGGUGGCGCACAAAACCACAAAGACCCGACUGGCAGACAAGAACAAGAUCAGCGAGUCCAUCGAGGGAGCCAAGUCCGAGGCAGUGAAGGAUCUGGAGCAGAAGUUGCAGGCCGAGCGUUCCUCUAAGCAGCAGGUGGAGAACCGGCUGCUGGAGCUGGAGAAAUACAACUCCAUGUUGGACUGCGAUUACAAACAGGCGCUGCACAAACUCGAUGAGCUGCGCAGGCACAAGGACCAACUCACCGAGGAGAUGAAGAACCUGUCACUAAAGAUCGAGCAGGAGAUCCAGAAGCGCACUCUGACCCAGAACGAUCUGAAGGUACAGAACCAGCAGCUCAGCACCCUGAAGACAUCAGAGAAGCAGCUCAAACAGGAGAUAAAUCACCUCCUGGAUAUCAAGCACAGCCUGGAGAAGCAGAUCAUGGAGCUUCGCAAAGAGCGUCAGGAUUCAGAUGGACAGAUGAAGGAGCUUCAGGAUCAGCUGGAGGCAGAACAGUAUUUCUCAACUCUGUACAAGACUCAGGUGCGGGAGUUAAAGGAGGAGUGUGAGGAGAGGAAUAAGCUUUAUAAAGACAUGCAGCAGAAUUUGCAGGAGCUUCAGGAGGAGAGGGAUUCUCUGGCUGCUCAGCUGGAGAUCACCCUGACGAAGGCCGACUCGGAGCAGCUGGCUCGGUCCAUCGCUGAGGAGCAGUAUUCUGAUCUGGAGAAGGAGAAGAUCAUGAAGGAGCUAGAGAUUAAGGAGAUGAUGGCCAGACACAGACAGGAACUCUCUGAGAAGGACACCACCAUCAGCUCGUUGGAGGAAGCUAACCGCAUGCUAACGAGUGACGUAGCAAACCUGGCUAACGAGAAAGAAGAGCUGAACAACAAGCUGAAGGAAGCCAUGGAUGAUCGGCAGAAGCGGAAUGCCGAAGAUCAGUUGAUCACGCUGAUGAAGCUCGCUUAUGAGAAGCAGCUCCAGUCAGAAAGGACACUCAAGACGCAGGCUGUCAACAAGCUGGCUGAAAUCAUGAACAGGAAAGAAGUGCGUGGCAAUGGAAGUCGCCGCGGAAACGACACGGACGUGAAGAGGAAGGAGAAAGAGAACAGGAAAUUGCAGCUAGAGCUACGUUCUGAACGGGAGAAACUCAACAGCUCCAUCAUCAAAUAUCAACGAGAAAUCAAUGAAAUGCAGGCGCAACUAGCAGAAGAGUCGGUGAUGCGUGUGGAGCUGCAGAUGGCUCUGGACAGUAAAGACAGCGAUAUCGAGCAGCUCCGAAGCCUCCUCAAUUCCAUCAACGUUCACUCGCUCGAGUCGGCCAGCAUGAGCAGCGGCCCGGAGUUCGACACGGACGAAUCGCUGCCAGAGACCAGGUUAGAGGGCUGGCUGUCUCUCCCUGUGAGGAACAACACCAAGCGCUUCGGCUGGGAGAGAAAAUAUGUGGUGGUGAGCAGCAAGAAGAUCCUUUUCUACAACAGCGAGCAGGAUAAAGAGCUCUCGAACCCCUACAUGGUGCUGGAUAUAGAUAAACUCUUCCACGUACGUUCAGUCACACAGACGGAUGUGUACCGCGCAGACGCUAAAGAAAUUCCUCGAAUAUUUCAGAUCCUGUACGCUAACGAGGGUGAGAGUAAGAAAGAGCAGGAAGUGGAGCCGCUGCCCAUCGGAGAGAAAUCCAGCUACAUCUGCCACAAAGGACACGAGUUCAUCCCGACGCUCUACCACUUCCCCACUAACUGCGAGGCCUGCACCAAACCGCUGUGGAACAUGUUCAAGCCGCCUCCUGCCCUCGAGUGCCGCCGCUGCCACAUCAAGUGCCACAAGGACCACAUGGAUAAGAAAGAGGAGGUGAUCGCUCCAUGUAAAGUGAACUAUGACGUGUCCACGGCGAAGAACCUGCUGUUGCUGGCGUCGUCUCAGGAGGAGCAGCAGAAGUGGGUCAGCAGGCUGGUUAAGAAGAUCCCUAAAAAGCCUCCGGGCCCCGAGUGUAGCCACCGCUCGUCCCCUCGCAUCCCUGUUAAAGUCCAGGCCAGCCAGUCGAUGAGAAGAACCAGCCGCCAGCUACAGGCCGGAAAAACCAGCUAACCUCACUUUGGGAAUGUGGUGUAACUUCGUGCUGAGGUCGGGCUCUCCUGCUUUCACACCAAGAACUUAACGUUUUUUUAUAAAGUCUUUCAUCGAUUCCCAUCUAGCGAGAAAACGUUACGUUAGCGGUCUUGAGCGUCGCCGUGUAGCGACGUCUCCUCUGAGGUUCUCCAGGACCUUAAACAGUACAAAUCCACCGAGAAACGUGAGAAGACGAGUCUCUCCAAAGCUUGGAUCUUCACCUUCAGCACAAGAACUUGUUUCUUCCCCGAACCAGAAUGCUAAGCACUCAGAUGGACUGAUGCACCAAAGGAGAAACACUACAAGACUGUGGGGGACUGUGUGAGGGGGGAAAAGGGGUCUGUUGGGGGUCGUGGAGACGGGCGUGUGCCGAGAUUACAUCAUGAUAAUGGUCCAAAGUUGUUUUUUUUCUCACACUUUUACCACAUCAUCACAACACAGCAGAGAAGGAACCGUAAUCUGGUAGAUUUUUAAUAUUUCAUUUAUUUUAUAAAUCUGGUUUUUGAAGGUUACUCGUCUUGAAAAGGAACCUUAACAACAGGCCUGAAGAUAUCUACACUCUUAAGAUACAUAAGCCCUUUAUGGGUUCUUUAGUGUUCUGCCUCACAUGUGGCUUCGAGUCAGCUUUUUCACAAGGGUGCUUUAAUUACGGAAAAAAUGACGAUCUUUUGUAAGUACUUGUCUACUGGGGCAGAAUUUUGACUGAUCAGAUAUAAAACUUUUAAAGGGUUCUUUGUUUUUCUCUCUGAGAAAAUACUUUAAAUGUUAGAUUGGGAGGAUUCCAACAAGAUUCCUUUAUUACAGAAAAUUAGGCCCUUUAGGAGACCAUCUCAUGGGGCAACGUUGACAUCCACUCAGCUCUACUUUUACAAACCUUAGGUUCCUCGGUUGUUCCUCCAGGAGAACUGCGAUUCCCCAGUCAGAAGUGGCUUCAAGUAGGACGCUCAUUGAGCUAUGAAGCUUUAAUUAUGGGCAGUAAAGUGCUUUAGGGGAUUUUCAGAGGUCACCAUCUCCCAGGGAAAGAUUUUACCAGAUUAGGAACCCUGACUUCCACGUUUAGCUUGAACAUGCAGAGCCCUUAAGAGCUUUAAGUUUGUUGUUUCCUUCCCUCUAGUUCCAUCAGCUUUCCUGAACGUGAAUCCGGUAGGUCCUGAAUUGGGAUCGACUGCAUGAGAAAGACGCCUGCAUGCUGCUCUCACAUCGUGUGCUGACAAAUUCUCUGAACAGAAAGUUGAAGUGUCUGAGAUAGCAGAACCGAUCGAUAUCAUGAUGUAUCGGACCACCUGCCUGAUUUCGGCCGUCGUGUAACAAAAAAAAAACACAUUUAUACUAAACUCUGUUGAUGAGUUUCACAUCGGACUCCACGAUACACCAGGACAGGUCCACAUGCUGCGCUUCAGGAUCACCGUAAUGUCCUCCAGGACUCGGGCAUUUUGGUACUUUAACACUACAUUAUCGUAUAGAGAAACACACACACACACACAGUUCUGUAUGUAAAAGGCACAUCCCGUUAAUGCUAACAGAACAGUGUGCAUUUCACCAGACCAUGCCUUACAGAGUAAAGCCACUCAGACAGAAGGUUAAGUACCUCAACCUGUUCUCAGGGUGGAAGGUUAAGGUUAAGUCUCUUAAGCUCCGCCCCCUGUCCGUUACUGCCAUUGUCUGAUUUAACGGAUCGAGUACUUUUCUCCGGCCUGAGAAGAGGUUUGGGUGAAUAAAACUCCCACGUGCACUUAACACGCUCCCCUUGAACGUGAAGCGGAGACGGUCGACAGUUUUUGCGUGACGAAGGAAUACGAAGUACUCUUUAUUUUUACCCUGGGAGUAAAACUAUUUUUAUUCAGAAAGCUUACUUUAUUUGGGAUUAGAUUUAAACCCGAAAUUUCGUACCAGAUCUAAAAUAUGUGGCACAUCCACAUCUCUUCACCUCCCACUGACCUGUGGUUUGAAGUGAUGCGAUUAUUUUUCUAUAGAGUUCAACUGUGUGCGUGCAUGUGUGUGUGCGCGCGCGCACGCGUGUGUGUGUGUGCGUGUGUGGAUGUGGUCUUACUCCUACUGUACUUUUUACAGAGCUCCUCAUGGUAAGGCACCGUUAUCUAAACACCUCCACAACCUGUGGGUCAUGCCGUUAUAGAGUCACGUGCGUUAUUUAUAAGCGGCCUGAGCACUUUUUUCACGUCGAAGCUCCACCUCCAGUUCUGCAUGUUUUAUAAACGCUGUAUGUAACCUCUGUGGUUUGAAGUCCCUGUAUAACAUUUGCUUAUUUUUUUAAACAAUAAAGUAAUCUAUAUAGCUGUGAAUGUAGUUAUGAAAGUAAAGUUUUAAUAUUAAA
Messenger RNA from Tachysurus fulvidraco (yellow catfish), 7150 nucleotides. RefSeq names its product rho-associated, coiled-coil containing protein kinase 2a (gene rock2a). The transcript is spliced from 32 exons. Gene Ontology annotation, cellular component: cytoplasm; cytoskeleton; centrosome. Lineage: Eukaryota; Metazoa; Chordata; Actinopteri; Siluriformes; Bagridae. The record is from RefSeq and is a predicted model, not a curated record. Gene Ontology annotation, molecular function: ATP binding; small GTPase binding; Rho-dependent protein serine/threonine kinase activity. Bases 664 to 4797 code for a protein of 1377 amino acids. Gene Ontology annotation, biological process: regulation of cell junction assembly; smooth muscle contraction; mitotic cytokinesis.